This is a messenger RNA of Phoenix dactylifera (date palm), 1830 nucleotides long. The record is from RefSeq and is a predicted model, not a curated record. Lineage: Eukaryota; Viridiplantae; Streptophyta; Magnoliopsida; Arecales; Arecaceae.
AAAAAAAUGAGCAUGCUUUGUGAGGAGCAAUCAUCGACUGAUGGCGGCGCCAGGGACAUCCGAGACAUAAGGUAGGAAGUGUUCUCAUUGGACAUAAGACUACCCUCUUCUCUUACUCCCCUCCCCUGCGGGCCCCGAUCUAUCGAGACAUCGGAAUGGAGUUCGUGGAAGGAGAGGCGCGGCCGCGUUUCCUCUUCCGAGGCGGCGUCGGGGGCGCCGCCGCCGCCGGCGACGGGGACGCUGGAACCCUAAAAGUCCACAAGCUCCACGCGGCCGCCUGCCUCUCCGCCGCCUCCCUCCUCCUCUUCGCCGUCGUCUCCCUCUCCCAUUCCCCAUCCCUCUCCUCCCUCCUCGCCUGGGCCUCUCUCUCCCUCAUGCUCGCCCCCUUUGCCCCGCCCUCUGCUACCGGCGGCGACCCCCGCGUCGGCCGUGGCCCCCUCCUCCCCGACCCUCCCGCCGCCCCCACCGCCCGCUCCGGCCCCGACGAGCCUCGGAAGCGGAACCUUGCCCGCCGCCCCAGAUCUCAGCCACCUCCGCCGCCGUCCGGUCCUCCUUCGUCUCCGGUCGUUUCCAGUCCUCCAAUCUCCAAGAAGCCAGAGGAGAGAAGCGGCGAUCCGAACUCUAAUGGCAGCGGAUCGGCCAAGGAAGUGGAGGGAGAGAAGGAGUGGACUGAUGAGGAUUUCGAGCUUCUAAAGAGGCAGAUCUUGAAGCAUCCGGUCGGCGAGCCGAAGCGGUGGGAGAGAAUCGCCGAAGCCUUCCGUGGGCGGCACGGAUUGGAUAGUGUGAUCAAGACUGCCAAAUCCUUGUCGGAGAGGAAGCCUGCAACUGGGGAAUCUUUCCAGCAAUUCUUGAAGCAGAGGAAGCCAUUGGACAAGCGAGUCGACGCCAUUGUUGGGGACUCGAAAGAUGGAAUUCUGGCAGAGAAUGGUGAAUCGAGAAAGGAGGAUGGGGGAGGGAGUGGGACCUGGAGUGCUGCAGAGGAUCUUGCACUGCUUAAUGCGCUCAAGGCAUUCCCCAAGGAUGCGUCGAUGAGGUGGGAGAAGAUAGCAUCAGCGGUGCCGGGGAAGUCAAAGGCUUGCUGUGUGAAGAGGGUUGCGGAGUUGAAGAGGGACUUUCGGAGCUCGAAAGCUUCUGAAACAUAGAGACUUGCUCUAAUUUGGUCUGGUAUGGAGGCGCCGAUGAGAUGUUCUUCUGCCUGAGUUCCUGUCUGCCAUGAAUUUGAACAAGGCUCACCGGUCAAAAGACAAUAAAGUUAUCGCAUCAAAAACUAGUAAAAGAUUCAAACACCUAACACCUGAAGAGAAAGUUAUCAAUGACCCUGGCAGUCUGAUUUCCACCAUCUAGCUCCGGAGCACACACGAAGCACGAGGAUCAGAUCAGUGGGGAAUCAACUGAAGUCCAUCACAUUCUCGGCCUUCAUCGAUUUCUUAUCAAUAAAAGUGAGAGUGCCUGUUUCAUUAAGUGAUAGUACAUUCUUCCCGAUUCUAGCAAAGUAUUUUGUCAUUUCUCCCUCCACCCCAUCCGACUUACAAGAUCAUGUUCUGCAUCCAUGAGAUCAGCACUCAAAGAAGCUGUAACUACAACUGUUAAUGCAUGCAGGAUCUUAUAUGAUAGCCAUCAUCACUGAAAUAUUGGCCAUGAGACUCCUGAAAACAAAAACUACCAGUUCCACCAGUUAAAUUUAUCAGCAUUCAUUUCCUUCGAAGACUCGCAUCACUUUUUUGCAGUUCUCACAUCAAAAAUAUUUAGCAUAAUCCUUUAAUUAAAAGUUAAUCACUACUGGCUAGUGAGACACCGCCACCCGAUGGAAUGGACCCAAAUACAGGAUGU